GUUCUAUGUUUGACAACAUUGCUUUCACAUUCAGUUUAAAAUUGAGAGCUCGAAAUAUUGUCGUUUGUCGUAGAAUUAUUUAGUUUUGGACCUACACGUUUGUUAAUCAUUUCCGGUAGCAAUCUGGCAACGACUCACUGUGGCCCUGUUGGCAAGAACGCGGACUCACUAAUUAUUGGACAUGUCAAACUCGUUUCACAUGAACUUGACGGGCAUGCAAAAGAAGCUGGCCCUGAGGUCAUUGCAUCUCCCCUUGAAGGACUCAACGCAGCUCUACUCGAUGCUCAAGAGCCCCAAUGGCAAACUAUGCAAUCUAUCGGCACAAUCUAUAGAGGCCGACAACAAGCAUAAAAAGCUAACGGCCAACACGUAUCGGGACUUCAGAUCGCUGCCAAACAAGAACAGGCCGCUGGAUCACAGCCAGCCCAAGACCAAUACUCAGGUUUUGAAGUCAUGCCUGAAGCAGCCAAAUGGACCGAAGCGUCGCAAGGUCGUUCGCUUCAGCUGUGACGUUUAAUGCUGCAAUGCAACAAAACACAACAAAACAACAACAACAACAACAUUAACAACAACAAAACAACAAAAACCAAAAAAAAAAAAUUGAAUAGUGAGCGAAUGUCUGGAACUGCCUGUUGACGCAUGACCAGAUCAGCUAAUUUGAAACUUGAUUUUUAUGCAAAAUUUGUAAAUAUUUCUAAAAGCAUUUUUCACAUUUUAAUUACAAAAACAUUACACAGUAUAUCCUAAAACACUGUCGGAUGGUCGACCUGACGCUUGCGCUUUCCGGUGAUCAUCAAGAGAUCCUCUGGCCGCAACACCAUAUAUAUGUGUGUAUGUAUAUAUGUAUAAGGCUCUUCAUCUCGUUCGCCUUAAACUGAUUGCCCUCUGAUGUCAGCCCCUUUUCAAUUUAAUAUGCCAUUAAAUAUCAUUCAGUAAUUUAAA
Molecule: messenger RNA, 942 nt
Organism: Drosophila mojavensis
Lineage: Eukaryota; Metazoa; Arthropoda; Insecta; Diptera; Drosophilidae
Exons: 2
Coding region: 182-517 (111 amino acids)
Source: RefSeq, a predicted model, not a curated record